AUCAACCAAUUUUUCUGUACCCGAAGAAAUGGUUCCAAUUGACAACGGCGCAACCCCUGCCACAGCGAACGGCCAUGGCGCCGGCAAAGCGGCCGUUGCUGAAACUGCCACCGUCUCUCCGGGUUCUGAGUCCAAUGGUGCUCAGCCGGAGAUUGACGCAUCUCGGAGGAAGAAAUCAGCUAUUCUGCCCUUGGAAGUCGGUACACGUGUCAAUUGCCGGUGGCGGGACGGCAAGUUCCAUCCUGUAAAAGUUAUUGAGCGCCGAAAACUUCCGGCCGGUGGACCAAAUGAUUAUGAGUACUACGUGCACUACACUGAAUUCAACCGCAGGCUUGAUGAAUGGGUAAAACUUGAACAACUUGAUCUCAGCUCUGUCGAAACAGACGUAGAUGAAAAGGUUGAGGACAAGGUAACAAGCUUGAAAAUGACACGUCAUCAGAAACGUAAGAUUGAUGAGAUACACGUAGAGGGACAUGAGGAGCUUGAUGCUGCAAGUUUGCGUGAACAUGAAGAAUUUACAAAAGUAAAAAAUAUUGCAACAAUAGAACUUGGCAGAUAUGAGAUAGAUACUUGGUACUUUUCCCCGUUUCCACCAGAAUACCAUGACUGUACGAAGCUGUUCUUUUGUGAGUUCUGCCUGAAUUUCAUGAAACGCAAAGAACAGCUUCAGAGGCAUAUGAGGAAAUGUGAUCUCAAGCAUCCCCCUGGUGAUGAGAUUUAUCGAAAUGGGACCUUGUCAAUGUUUGAGGUUGAUGGCAAGAAGAAUAAGGUUUACGGGCAGAAUCUUUGCUAUCUGGCUAAAUUGUUUCUUGAUCACAAGACCCUGUACUACGAUGUAGACCUGUUUCUAUUCUAUGUCCUGUGUGAAUGUGAUGAUCGUGGAUGCCACAUGGUCGGCUACUUCUCCAAGGAAAAGCAUUCAGAGGAGUCCUACAAUUUAGCUUGCAUUCUUACUCUGCCUCCUUAUCAGAGAAAAGGCUAUGGGAAGUUCCUGAUUGCAUUUUCAUAUGAGCUUUCAAAGAAGGAAGCCAAAGUUGGAACACCAGAGCGACCCCUCUCAGAUCUGGGACUCUUGAGCUACCGAGGAUAUUGGACCCGCGUUCUUCUAGAUAUACUGAAAAAGCACAAGGGCAAUAUCUCCAUCAAGGAGCUGAGUGACAUGACAGCCAUCAAGGCCGAGGAUAUUUUGUCUACCCUUCAGAGCUUAGAGUUGAUCCAGUACCGGAAAGGACAGCAUGUUAUAUGUGCAGAUCCGAAAGUCCUGGAUCGGCAUCUUAAAGCCGCUGGCCGCGGUGGCCUUGACGUUGAUGUCAGUAAACUGAUAUGGACUCCUUAUAAAGAGCAGAGCUGAUCUUAAAAGUACUGAAGCUUCUCUUCCUUCUUUGCUAGGAAUUUUCGCCAAUGCGUAGUAACAACAGUGCGAACUGAUCUCUAGAUUUAGCCGUAGGCUAACAGUUUUCUGAAUUACACUAAUGCAGUGGCAUUAAUUCAUUUCACAGUAGUUGCCUUUCGUUGUGUAAUAGAGUUUCACAUUUGUUGUGUGUAUACGCUAAUUUACUUAGUUUCUCUUCUACUUACACUCAAAAA
This is a messenger RNA of Sesamum indicum (sesame), 1587 nucleotides long. RefSeq names its product histone acetyltransferase of the MYST family 1. The record is from RefSeq and is a predicted model, not a curated record. Gene Ontology annotation, biological process: regulation of transcription by RNA polymerase II. Lineage: Eukaryota; Viridiplantae; Streptophyta; Magnoliopsida; Lamiales; Pedaliaceae. Gene Ontology annotation, cellular component: chromatin; nucleus. Gene Ontology annotation, molecular function: chromatin binding; transcription coregulator activity; histone acetyltransferase activity.